Molecule: messenger RNA, 883 nt
Organism: Rhipicephalus sanguineus (brown dog tick)
Lineage: Eukaryota; Metazoa; Arthropoda; Arachnida; Ixodida; Ixodidae
Gene: Sod2
Product: superoxide dismutase [Mn], mitochondrial
Exons: 5
Coding region: 220-882 (220 amino acids)
Biological process (GO): superoxide metabolic process
Cellular component (GO): mitochondrion
Molecular function (GO): superoxide dismutase activity; metal ion binding
Source: RefSeq, a predicted model, not a curated record
CCCGAGACUUUCCCUGUUGACUACUCGGCCAAAUCGAGAUGCCUGAAAUGAGUGGAGUGCUCGUUUUAUCUUUCUUUGGAAAAGCACAUAUGUUCUGCCGAUAGCGAAACUGCCGGCACGCUGUGCACCAGUAGUUUCCACUUCCGUCCAGCAGCGAUCGUCGCAGCUGCUGGUGGUGAUCGGUUGCUUGUUGUGGUUGCUCAUCUUUUCUGGUGAACUAUGCUUGGAGCCCGCUGCGCAAAUGUUGUUGUGCGAAGGCUUGGCCAUGCAGGGGUGCGCAGUAAGCACACCCUGCCCGACCUCCCGUACGACUACAAUGCCCUGGAGCCCAUCAUUUCGGCCGAUCUGAUGCACGUCCAUCACGAUAAGCACCAUGCAGCCUAUGUGAACAACCUCAAUGCCGCUGAGGAGAAGAUGUCCGAAGCGUUGGCCAAGAACUGCACCCAGGGCAUCAUCUCGGCUUCAGCUGCGAUAAAAUUCAAUGGUGGUGGGCACUUGAACCACAGCAUCUACUGGACCAACCUGUCCCCCAAUGGAGGUGGGGAACCCAAAGGUGACUUGCUGGAGGCAAUCAAGAAGGACUUUGGAAGCUUCGAGUCCCUCAAGACCAUAAUGUCUGCCCGCGCAGUCGGAGUGCAGGGCUCCGGCUGGGCUUGGCUUGGCUACAACCCCAAGACGCAGAGGUUACAAGUGGCCAACACUUUUAACCAGGACUCCGUUACUGACACAGAAGGGCUGGUACCCUUGUUCACCAUUGACGUCUGGGAGCAUGCGUACUACCUGCAGUACAAGAAUGUGCGACCGGACUACGUCAAGGCCAUCUGGGACAUUGCCAACUGGGAGAAUGUUGCCGAAAGGCUGCACAAGGCACGCAGCCAGUGAA